GAAGCCCCCCCCCAUGGCUCCCCCCACGCAGGCUCCCCGAAUUCACGGAGGGCGAGAAGAGGAGGAUCAAUGGCACCUAUGACUACUUCGGGUUCAACCACUACACCACCGUCCUGGCCUACAACCUCGACUACGCCCCUGCCAUCUCUUCCUUUGAUGCAGACAGAGAACGGGGUGUCCCAGCGGCGAGAAACAGACCUCAACGACACCGCAAGGAUCUACUACCUUCGCAGUUACAUCAACGAGGCCCUCAAAGCUGUGCAGGAUAAGGUGGACCUUCGAGGAUACACGGUUUGGAGUGCGAUGGAUAACUUCGAGUGGGCCACGGGCUUCUCGGAGAGAUUUGGUCUGCAUUUUGUGAACUACACUGACCCUUCUCUGCCAAGGAUCCCCAAAGCAUCAGCCAAGUUCUACGCCUCUGUGGCCCGGUGCAAUGGCUUCCCUGACCCCGCUGCAGGGCCGCACCCUUGUCUCCAGCAGCCAGAAGGUGCUGGCCCCACCGUCGGCCCCGUGCAAAAGGAGGAGGUUCAGUUCCUGGGGCUGAUCCUCGACAUGGCGGCAGCUCAGACAGCUUUGUACGUCCUCUUUUCUCUUGUGCUUCUUGGAGUCUGUGGGCUGGUAUUUCUGGCAUACAAGUACUGCAAGCGCUCCAAAGAAGGGGAAACCCAGCCAAGCCAGCAGGAAUUGAGCCGAAUGUCUUCAUUCUGA
Molecule: messenger RNA, 708 nt
Organism: Carlito syrichta (Philippine tarsier)
Lineage: Eukaryota; Metazoa; Chordata; Mammalia; Primates; Tarsiidae
Product: lactase-phlorizin hydrolase-like
Exons: 4
Coding region: 70-708 (212 amino acids)
Biological process (GO): carbohydrate metabolic process
Molecular function (GO): lactase activity
Source: RefSeq, a predicted model, not a curated record